CGCCCCCGCUCCUCCAUCCCGCCAUGGCGUCCGCCGGCGGCCCGGACGCGGAGCGGCCGCACCCCAAGCCCUUCCUCAUCGGCGUCAGCGGCGGCACCGCCAGCGGCAAGUCCACAGUGUGCGAGAAGAUCAUGGAGCUGCUGGGGCAGAACGAGGUGGAGCAGCGGCAGCGCAAGGUGCUGAUCCUCAGCCAGGACAGCUUCUACAAGGUGCUGACGGCCGAGCAGCAGGCCAAGGCGCUGAAGGGACAGUACAACUUCGACCACCCGGAUGCCUUUGAUAACGAUUUGAUGCAUUCAACCCUGAAAAGCAUUGUUGAGGGCAAAACGGUUGAGGUACCAACGUACGACUUUGUGACACAUUCUAGGCUGGCAGAGACCACGGUGGUUUAUCCYGCUGACGUCGUCCUCUUCGAGGGGAUCCUGGUGUUCUACAAUCAGGACAUUCGGGACAUGUUCCACCUCCGGCUCUUUGUGGACACAGACUCCGAUGUCCGGCUGUCCCGCAGAGUUCUGCGAGAUAUGAAACGUGGAAGGGACCUUGAGCAGAUCCUCACCCAGUACACCACGUUUGUCAAGCCUGCCUUUGAGGAGUUCUGCUUGCCGACAAAGAAGUAUGCAGAUGUGAUCAUCCCCCGAGGAGUUGACAAUAUGGUUGCCAUAAACCUCAUCGUGCAGCACAUUCAGGACAUCCUGAACGGGGACAUCUGCAAGUGGCAGCGSGGGGCGAUGAACGGGCACGGCCGGACGUACAAGCGGCCGUUCCCCGAGCAGGCGGAGAGCGGCAGCGUCCUGGCRGCUGGGAAACGCUCCCAUCUGGAGUCCAGCAGCCGCCCACAUUAACCUGCCCUGUCCCAAGGCUCUGCCUCUGGUCCACACCAACACUGAAGACACCUUUGGGAAAGGACUUCUUCCACRGAAUGGUUGGUGAAGUGCCCUCUGAGCGUCCUAGCAGCGGAGGGGAUCCUGRUGGGAAUCUUCUCACAGAGGGAGAGGAAGGAGUCAGCCAUCCAUCCUUCUUCCCUCCAAACCCCUCUCUAUUCUYCCUAAGAUGUCUGGAGUUGUUACUUGAUGAACUGGUUAGAGGCACUGCUACUUGCCUUUUUUUUUGAUUUUCAAAAUGAGAUCUAAUGCUGAAGACUCCCCUGAAAAUUACGCACUACCAGAUGAUUAGCAAGAUACCGCAUUUCCGUGAUGAUGGUCAUCUGGAGCAGGAAAAUCAUCUGCCUCUUGGGGUUUUUUCUCUAUCCAAGACUAGCUCACAUGGUGUUAAUUUUAACAAGCAGGUACAGCUUUUUUUUUCUACCUUGUUGCACCUUGAGUUCUGGCCAGGCUCUGCUGCUGGUCAGCCUCCUUUUAGCCUGUGGGGCCAGAGGGACUGACCUGUAGAUAGAGAUGAGACAGAGAUUGUCUGGGACAGAUGGGAACCUGUAGUUCACCAGGGAACAGGCCCAAGAAGUUUAGUGGUUCUAAUUCCUAAUUUAUUCUUUUCUAAGCUCCUGAAUCUUGCUACACUGUUAUGAUUUUUUUUUUUUUUUUGGACCCAGGUAGUGUGCUUUACCACAUUUACUGAAUGUGUGAGCUCCAACUGGAUUGAGUUGCUCAUGGAAACAGAAACCUGACCUUGUCAGUAUUAAUGUCUUUUAGUGCAUUUCUGUACUGCUGGUUGCAAAUUCUGCUGGGCAGAAUCCGUCCGCUUCCAGAGAAGGCUGGUCAGGUCAGCAAGGGGGGAAAUGGGAAUUGCAGGACCCUCCUGCUGCUAACACAAGCAGCUGCCUGGACAUGUUCUACCCUCAGACAGGGUGAGAGCGCUUGCCUUGCACUCCAGCAGCUUCAACUCAAGAAUGUCUGGCUUUCUAAAAAAAGCAGACAAGAAGUACAAACAGUGACAUCCCAGUUUCUGUAGUUUACCCCAGAUAAGUGAUACUGCAGCAGCAUGAAGUGUCUG
Messenger RNA from Malurus melanocephalus (red-backed fairy wren), 1947 nucleotides. It is a transcript of the gene UCK1, whose product is annotated as uridine-cytidine kinase 1. Bases 24 to 842 code for a protein of 272 amino acids. Lineage: Eukaryota; Metazoa; Chordata; Aves; Passeriformes; Maluridae. The transcript has 7 exons. The record is from RefSeq and is a predicted model, not a curated record. Gene Ontology annotation, molecular function: ATP binding; kinase activity. Gene Ontology annotation, cellular component: cytosol; cytoplasm.